AUGAUCAUUUUCACAGCUGCUGAACAUUACAUUUGUGGUGAUGAGCAAUCGAUUUGGGAACGCUACGCACAAAAUGCCCGUACGCCCGCAAGUGCAGUUGCAAACCACAAUGAUGUCAGAUUCUACUUUGGUGGCUACAAGUUGACUGUCCUGCUGGAAGGUAAAGACCCCCUCUGGAAGCAUGACCUUAGACAUUAUGGGAGGAUUACAAGGAGGGCGAAAUGGGAAAACCGAUUUGACUUGCUCUUGGAAUGUUUCCGCGUCAAAUUGCCUCCUACAGCAUCACUUCAAAAUGCGUUACGGCUUCCUUACACAUACGAUAGCACUAUAUUCCUCAAGCAGGAUGUUCCACCCGGAGGGAAGGACUCAGUAUUAUAUCACACCGCCCAGAGAAGCAACCAGUUCUCUAGGGAGUCAUAA
Blastomyces gilchristii SLH14081 is the source of this 420-nucleotide messenger RNA. RefSeq lists its product as uncharacterized. The transcript is spliced from 4 exons. NCBI's taxonomy places the organism in Eukaryota, Fungi, Ascomycota, Eurotiomycetes, Onygenales, Ajellomycetaceae. The record is from RefSeq and is a predicted model, not a curated record. The coding region runs from base 1 to 420 and encodes 139 amino acids.